Calliphora vicina (urban bluebottle blowfly) is the source of this 3081-nucleotide messenger RNA. RefSeq lists its product as uncharacterized. The record is from RefSeq and is a predicted model, not a curated record. The transcript has a single exon. The coding region runs from base 1 to 3081 and encodes 1026 amino acids. Lineage: Eukaryota; Metazoa; Arthropoda; Insecta; Diptera; Calliphoridae.
AUGUCUACUACUCAAUCAUCUCCAAUUAACAAGCGUCGUUCCAUUGAGGAAUUGAAAAUGAAAUACGAAGCCUCAUCAGUUUUUGAAACAUAUAAGAUGGCAACUAAACCAAAAUCACCUAAGAAGUUGAAGAAAUCUAAGGUUAAGCAAAUGGCUUCUAUGUUCAACUCCAUGAUAUCGCAAAUUAUGAACCGUGAUACGGAAUUGGGAAAGUAUGCUGCUUUGAUUAAUGAAUUUUCGCCAGAACCUAAAGCCACCUUUGUAAAACCAGUAGCAAUGCCUAGAACACGUUUCACCAAGCCAAAAGCACCACAAGUUCCCAGUCCCAGAGCUAAAACAUUGGCCAAAUUUGAAACUGAACCUUCUUCCUGCUUUGUAGCUGAAGAUGUUUUUGACAAACUUUCUGUUAAAGACAAGGCUAAAUUAUACAGCCAAUUUGUGGGGGAAAUGUCCAAAAAGAAUCCUCAAUUUGGGAAACAUGCUGGACUUAAAGAAGCCAACGCCGACAAAAAUAUAGCUCGUGCAGAAGUUAGUGCUGAAAAACAAGCCACAGUUAAAAAUUUACUUAAGUUCAAUACAGUUUCUACUAAACCAAUCAACACUGGCGAUAAGACCCUGCAACGAAUGGAUUCGAUGAAGAAAGCCGUAGAUGCUAGCAAAAACUUAAAAGUCCCUGCAUUGACAUCCAUAAAAGCCAAGGAAUUUGAAGAUAUAUUGGACAGGAAGAAAACUGGAACUCAAGACAAAUCUAAAUCUUUAACAUGCAUUCAAGUCAUAACAGAAGCACACGAUCAAAAUCAGACAACAUACACAAUCUUCCAAAAGCAACAAAUAGAACAUUUGUUCUUCUCUUGGUUUAAGGAGAAACACGAAGACAUAUCUAAUCAAUCUGAGAUUGAUGAAGAAAAACAGAAUUCAGCCAUUGAUAGACUAUUGGAAGAAGCUAUAGCUAAAUUGGAAACUAUCGAAGCCGAACAAAAUGCCGAAGCACCUAAACCCAUGCCACGCAAAAAGAAGUCCUCCAGGUCUAAUACUACAUCAUCUUCGGCUAAAACCUCAGCAGCCGAAGAAAGUGAAUCUGGAUUGUCUUCACUACCCAAAAAUACCAGUGAAGAAUCUCAAACAGAAAGCCAGCAGAAUAAAGCUGAGAAUUCCGAAAAAGAAUUCGAGUUUGCCAAACCUUUAAAGCCUAUACGCAAGAAGAAAUUACGUAGAAAUUCCAUCUGGAAGAAAGAUGUUUUACAACAGGAAGCCAACCAAUUGACCUCUACUGAUUCUGAAUCAGACACAAAACAAGUUGAAACUAAACUCAAAAACAAAACAUUAUUUAUGCAACCUACAUCACAAGAAGAGAUCUCUGCAGACCAAACACUACCUGAACUAGAGGCCAGCUUGUCCGAAUUACAUGAAUCUCUAAUGAGAGUAGUCAACUCGCCACGCAAAAUCAAAUCUGCAUAUACCCUGACUGCUUUGGAAACUCCUGUAUGUACGCCUCGUACAUCGCUGAGCUUUGCUAAACUUCCGCAACUACACAAGAGUGGUACCAAUGUGGCUCUGUUCACCGAUAGCUUAACAGAUCAGGGCUUCGAAACCGCUACCAAUGACGCUGACAGUCCACUCAAAAGAACUCUCGUCCCAGCUGCAGCAGAAACAACAAACACGUCUCUUUCUACCACUUUGAAUUCCAGCAAACCCAAUUUUGGUUUUUCAACACCCAUCAAAACUCAAGACCAUCAUUCAUUUAAUGCCACAGGUUCAGCUAAACAACAACUAUUUAGUCCCAUCUCCAAGCCCAUGAAAACUCGUCGCAAAUCUGUUUAUGAUGUUGAGUCAAGACGCAGCUCUUUGGCCAUGCAGGUUAUCAGGGAAGAUCAACCCUUGGAGCCUCAAGAAACCUACGGCAGCAUUCUCUACAGCCAAACAGAACAAAAGUUUUUUGCAAAUGCUCCCACCAUAGAAAUGAGCAAUGAAACAACUAAAAUUCCGGCAGAAAAAUCUUCAACAUUUUGGAUUAAAUGUGGAGACUUUUCAGUUGCUUUAGAGAUCAACUAUAAUGAAGCCGAAAGACUUCGCCUGCUGUAUGAAAUCUUCAGUCAAACUAGUUGUGAUACCAAGGAUUUGCAUUUCGGCAUAGAUAAUCAUACAUUUUCCGUACAUGGCCCCGUGGAUAUUGACAAUAUUUCAACACGCAUACCAGUUUCUAAGGAUUGUUCACACUAUUGGUUCUCUACCGGAGACUUGGCCAUACCAUUCAGUGGCAAAUACUUGACCUCUCACAAAAUACAUCGACUCUUCCGUGUCAUCAAGGAAACCGUUGAAGAAACUGGCAUCUUGCGUUUUGGUGUCGAUGAUGUAGAGUUUUCUAAUGUUCCUGAAUUUUGGUAUCAGCCUGCUAAAUUUUCUGUGGAAAGCCAAUAUAGCAUGUUGGUGGGUUUACAAUCUGGCGAUAGCAAUGGCUUGGAAGGACGCAGUAAAUAUGCUUGGCCUCAUAGCAAACCAGUAAUGAUUAGUGAUUUGGAUCAAUCCGACAACUUUGUGGAAAUUGAAAGUGAACGUUUAUCAUUCUCACCAUUUGGCAGCAAUCAUUAUGAUUUAGCAUCCCUGGACAACGAAGAACUUUCCAUGCCACGCAACAGUCAGGCCAUGAUGAGUCUAGAUUCCUAUUGUGAUGAAUAUGAAAGUGAACCUCUGGAUCAACUUUUCGAUGACAGCUGUAGCCAAGAAUUGGAACCAUCACAAAAUCUAUCUAUUCCUGAGAUGCUGCAUACCGUUCAAAAUGAACAACAGCAUUUGAGCAUGGUUCAAGAACAACUGGUUAAUUAUGUUAAACCCUCCUACAUUGCCAAGGACUCUCUCGAUGUCCUCAAAGGUACUCCCGAAUAUAUGGAAAAACUUAAAAGCAUUGUCUCUGACAUCAGCAACAUUGGUUGCAGUAACAACUUCAAUGCUUGCUCUGUAGAAGAAUUGGAAAGUUAUAUGCAUUUCUUGAGUCGUUAUGCUGAAAUCUGCUUGAGCAGUUGCUCCAAACAUAUGGACACUAUUUUGGAGGCUUUGGUCGACUACAAAGCGGUGGUAGUUUAA